AUCCUCAGUGACAAAACAUCAUGUAUUCCAUAGCCAACAGGACAGUGGAUUCAAGAGGUAUAAAUGAUUCGUUAGAAAAUGAAAGUUUUGACAGUUCAAUUACUGCAAUAACUCUUGUUGAACGAUUUGCGAUGCCGGUCAUAUGUAUAUUGGGACUUAUCGGAAAUACUUUGUCAUUCAUAGUUUUCCUUCACAAGUCAUUGCGUCAGAAAUCCUGCAGUCUUUAUCUAGCAGCACGAAGCCUAAGCGACAAUGGAUUUAUUCUGAUACUUCUUGUUGUUUGGAUUUCCACAGUGCUUGACCUUCGACUAAGUAAAGUUAUGGGAAUUUGUCAGUCUAUAAUAUUUUUGACUUACGUAUUCGGAUGUGUAUCUGUUUGGCUGGUGGUAUUCGUUACUUUUGAAAAUUACAUAAGGAUAUGUAAACCAUACAGAGUUAAAAACUUUUGCAAAACAUCGAACGCUAAAUAUGCUGUAAUAUUCUUAUCUGUGUGUGUUCUGUGUUGUUAUAACUUUCCAUUGUGGACAAUGAAUAAGGAAUGUCUCCCUAAUGAAAAACAUUACGGUUUUAUUAAAGUUAUGGUAUACACAGAUAGUUUACUAACACUAGUUUUUCCAACACUGAUAAUGUCAGGCUUAAUGACACAUAUUGCAAUAACGUCAAUUACGUCGUGUAAAUUUCGACGGAGAUUAAGUUCUACGUCGGUACAGAAGAAAAGAACAAGUCCCAUGACCAAAGUAACUUCAAUGCUUCUUGCAGUGACGCUCAUAUUCUUUAUUCUGAAUAUGCCGUCACAUGUUGUACGCUUACGACUUAUGAUACUUGCAUUUACUGAAAACAAAAGAGACAUAACUGAAUCUUUAGAUGUGACAUUGCAAUCAGUUUCCCAACUGAUAUAUUAUCUGUCGUUGGCUGUAAAUAUUUUUGUUUAUUAUUGUUUCGGGAAUACAUUCCGAAAGGUUUUCUUCAAACGUUUUCACUGGAAGACCAGACAUACCUAUGUUCUGACAGACAGCAGUGUUUUGUCAGUUCAGACACGUCUAAAAAACAGAAAAAAUAAAAAGAAGUUUCGAAAAAUUCCUGCUCAAUGUCAUAUUCAGUUAAAUAAUUCUGCUGACGCAGAAGACGUACCUAAAGUUGUACAUUUGCAGUAA
Mercenaria mercenaria is the source of this 1154-nucleotide messenger RNA. Its product is annotated as FMRFamide peptide receptor frpr-18-like. Gene Ontology annotation, cellular component: plasma membrane. NCBI's taxonomy places the organism in Eukaryota, Metazoa, Mollusca, Bivalvia, Venerida, Veneridae. The transcript has a single exon. The coding region runs from base 21 to 1154 and encodes 377 amino acids. Gene Ontology annotation, biological process: G protein-coupled receptor signaling pathway. The record is from RefSeq and is a predicted model, not a curated record. Gene Ontology annotation, molecular function: G protein-coupled receptor activity.